UCGCAGAGUUGUCAUGGCGUCUUUGGGACCGAGGCUGCUGCUGCAAUUUAGCUAAAAAUCCGUCGACAGUCUGUAAAUCGAAAUGGAGAAAAAUGCAACCCUGCAUCGAGACACUGACGGGAGCUCUUUGUGUGCCACGAUCGCGGGAGAGAUGGGCGACGUUACGGCUGUCGGCGGAGUGAAAGGAACAGCCGAGAAAUGCAAGAAUAGUGAGGCUCCUCUCAGUACUUUGGUUAACGUUAGUUGUAAUAACAGCAGCGCAAAUGUUGCUGCUCCCAGCGCCGUGAAUGUCACUUCCACUGCUGGGAAGUCCGACGUACCAGGAGCGGUCGAAGUCCUCUCCGUGCAGGAUGGUAGCAAGAAGGACACCGCGGCGAGCGGGUCGUGGUCGGGGUCCGGGGACCAGAUCAGUAACGGGAUGGGGCAUGACUCGGUGCUGGCUGCAGAAGAUAGCGAGGGUGGUGCCUCAAAGUUAGUAAACAACAAAACCGACGGGCCGGCCUCACCUCCCGCUAAGGGGAGCACAGAUGUGCGGGAUGAGGGUUUGGCUCGUGGAGAAAGUGAAUCCACAAAACUUGCCAAACCGACUCAUCUGUGUCCGGACCAUGCAAUCACAGCCGGCGUCAAGUCGGGGCUGUCCGGUGAUCACACCUUAUCGGAGGCAUUGCCGAGUGGGAGUGACCCCGAUCCCAGCCUCGGAGGAGAGUCCCGGAGCAUAGAUUCACUCGAGUCCUUCUCCAACCUCAACUCCUGCCCCAGCUCCGACCUGAACAGCGAGGGGCUGGAGGACAGGGGACUGGCCCUGGCCCUGCAGAACGAGUACGGGGCUGAUGGGACAAAGAGCGCUAAGGACCGGGCCGCCGGCCAGUCUAUAUACCACAUUAAGUGGAUCAAAUGGAGGGAGGAGAAUACGCCGAUCAUCACCCAGAACGAGAACGGCCCUUGUCCAUUACUGGCAAUUAUGAAUGUCCUUCUGCUUGCAUGGAAGGUUAAGAUGCCACCUAUGAUGGAAAUCAUAACUGCUGAGCAACUGAUGGAGUAUCUUGGAGACUACAUUCUGGAAACCAAGCCUAAAGAGAUAUCAGAGGCUCAGCGGCUAAACUAUGAGCAGAACAUGAGUGAUGCUAUGGCAGUGUUGCACAAGCUGCAGACAGGCCUAGACGUGAAUGUGAAGUUCACAGGGGUGCGAGUCUUCGAGUACACCCCAGAAUGCAUUGUGUUUGAUCUGCUGGACAUCCCUCUCUACCACGGCUGGCUGGUUGACCCUCAGAUGCAUGACAUUGUCAAGGCAGUGGGUAACUGCAGCUACAACCAGCUGGUAGAGAAGAUAAUAUCCUGCAAACAGUCAGACAACAGCGAGCUGGCAGGGGAAGGCAUCGUGGCAGAGCAGUUCCUGAACAGCACAGCCACUCAGCUGACGUACCACGGCUUAUGUGAGCUCACAUCCACUGUACAGGAGGGAGAGCUCUGUGUAUUUUUCAGGAAUAACCACUUCAGCACCAUGAUCAAAUACAAGGGCCAGCUGUACCUCCUGGUUACAGACCAGGGUUUCCUGACAGAGGAGAAGGUCGUCUGGGAGAGUCUGCACAACGUCGACGGAGACGGCAACUUCUGCGAUUCCGAGUUCCGGUUGCGGCCUCCUUCUGAUCCAGAGACUGUGUACAGAGGCCAGCAGGAUCAGAUAGACCAGGACUAUCUGAUGGCACUGUCACUGCAGCAAGAGCAGCAAAGCCAGGACCUACAGUGGGAGCAACUCCCAGAGGGCAUCAGUGACCUAGAGCUGGCAAAAAAGCUUCAGGAGGAGGAGGACCGACGAGCCUCCCAGUACUACCAGGAGCAGGAGCAGGAGCAGGCAGCUGCGGCAGCUGCAGCAGCAGCACAGCAAGGCCAGCAUGAGCCCGCAGAGGGGGACGAGGCGGACAGAGGAGGUGCGGGAGCAGGCGGAGCAGCAGCCGGCGCUGGGACGGCGGCAGCAGCCGGAACCACACCAAGCCCGGGAAAACAGUCCUCUAGCGGGGAGCGCAAAGCCAAGAAAGAAUCGAAGGAUAAAGACAAAUGUGUUAUUUUGUAACAUACAGCGUGUCUGUGUGAGUUUGUGUGUGUGAGUGUUUUGUGCAUUUGCUUAUCUGUGAGAAAGGGGACAGCAUUUGUUUCUCCAUGGACUGGACAGACAUCGCGCAGCCCCCACUUGACGACAAACAAGGGAAGGAGACAUUUAAGGCGAGGCGCGACGAGACUAACGGAGGAUUUGCUGUUCCCAAACCACUGGUGCCUGCUAUCCUCUUUCCUCAGUGGAACCUGGACAUCAGAGGAAGGGACACUACAACGACAACUACCCCGUAUCUUUCAUAGAGUCGGCCAAACUUUGUUACAAGUUGCACAGUGCACUAUAUUUGUGAUGUGGGGUCUAGUUUAUUCGGGGUGGUAUGUUUUAUAGCAAAAGACAUAAUCUGAAGAAACAAAACGUCACCCUCUCGCCAUGUUCUUUUCCAAAAAAGAAACCAUUCAUUUCAUUGUCUUUUUUCGUUAUUGCAGAUUAUAAGCUUUUUUUUGUACGUAUCAAUAUUUACAAAACGUAUAUAUAGACAGACCCACUUUUUUUGGUUUUCGUUGAGUUUGUUAAGUUAGAUGCCAAGAUUCACAUUUUAUUUAUGUAUAUGUGUACAAGGUAGCUUUUGGGAGAGGUUUUAUUUUUGUCUGUAAGCUGAGAGGGAUUUUCUCAUAAUAUUGCCUGUUGGAAAUCAGUGUAACACUAUUUGUGUCCCCUCUGAAACACUAUGUACUUAAGGGUUAAAUAAUGCCAGAUAGCUGCCAGAUACUGUAGCUACCUAACAAUACUCAUCACAGCUUGCCCUGUUCAGAUUUUUGCCUUACCAGAGUAUGGCAGUGUUGUAUUCUGCUCUGUCUGAAUGUGAACGUGUGUCUGUUUUCAUGUGUAUGGUAUGUACAGUACAUGUGUGCUACGUGGUAUAAUGGCGUAUGGUAUACAUGUCUCAUUAACUGAGCAUCGCUUUAUGUAACAAGUUUCAAUUUGGAAAUAGCCAAAACUUUUACGCUGUAUUAGUUAAGCUACAAAUUUUGGACAUUUAAUGUCUUUUAUGUUGUGAUUCUGUUUCACAAAAACUACGUUUGGACAGUCAAACUGAGAAUAACGUUGCAGAUUUUAACUGAGGAAUUUGUCUGAAUCGGAUGUUUGUGCGUGAGACACAACUAGCUUUUGUCAGACGAGAUUCGUGUUAGAUGGCACCCGGUUUUGAGUCUAUGGACCUUUUUCUUUCUCAUUGUCUCUUCUGGCAACGUCUUAAAGAGAUGCAGUGUGCGUGUGACCUCCUCUGUUAGUUUCUGGAUGUAGAAGUUCCACUGCAGCCAGGUUUUGAAAAGGAAUACCACAGAAUUCAGUAAUUUGCAUUUGAUAUUUCUUUAAACUAGGAAAGUUCAAUUAUUAUUUGUGAACAUGUACUACUUCUUUUCCACAAACAUGAAUCCAAACCCUGAAAUCUGUGAUGUUUCCACUCCCACACAAUGUUGGGAACCGGACUUGUGUCACGCUGUAGAAAGUUACAUUAGCCUCUCUGUCAGAUCAGAGAGGCAUUAAUUCCUCUGUUACCUGUGGAAAAUAAAGCCUAGUCCACAAAUUGAGCGGUCCUGAGUUGCGUAGGACAUGCACUCUGAAUACUGCAAUUCUUUGGUAUCACUUUUUAACUCGUGUGCAUUUCACUGCAGCAUUGAGCGUGCAAACACAUGAUGUACAUAUUUAUCUAAUGCAUUCUUAUAAUGGAAUUUAGCUAGUGGUCUGUGCCAUUAUUGUACCAUGGGACUGCCUCCUGAGAAACUUUUUCUAUCUAUACAUUCCAAUUGGAUGCCUUGACUCAAGCCUUCUGUUACAGACUGAGGGAGAUAGUUGUCAUGGGAGGUCUUUUGCAGUGCUUGUAAAGUGGUCAUUAGGACAGGACGAUUACAUCAAGGCAGAGGGCUAUCUACUGUGUGGGAACCCCUCUCUCAUGGGCUUCAUGUGAUGGCUGGAGUCUUAAGCUCCAUGUUUGUUUGGCCCUAACAAGGCUAUGUUUUGUAUAUAUAUAUAUAUAACGCCUUACAACAUUUCAACAUAAUUUAUAGGACAAAAGGAAACAGGCGUAUUACCCUGAAUGAGACAAUCCAUGCAUUUUUUUUCCACAUGAACAUCAGAAAUACUCUCAGGCCUUUUCUGAAGGGACAUAUCCUCGAGUGUCUGCUACGUAUCGGCACAGUUCCUCGGCCUGUAGUCACUUUUUCAGUCACAACUUUAAGUAUCUCGUGUAUGUGUACACACAACAACUAUGUUGACACUUUGAAGAACUUAACACUAUAUUAUUUAAGACACUCAUUGUUGAACGUCUCACUCAAACGACGACUUAAGCUGCUCUUCUCGCGUUAACUUGGACUACCUGAUGAAAAAUAAAAACCUCCUUGCACAUGGUUAAGGAAUAUUGUUAAUUAUGUACACAUUUCAUUGACUCCUUAGCAGUUUUUUUCCCCAUGCAGCUUGAAUAAAUAAACAUAAACAUAAGGUGAAAGCAAGAAGGGAGAGGUGGGAGGCAUUCUGGCAACAUUUUUGUUUUUGUGUUUUUUUGUCUGUCUUUCUGUGAGUUUCACUCAUUCAUUGGCCCGUCAAGUGAACAUGCUGAUUAAACAUUCCAGUGGAAGUUUAAAAAAAAUGGAACUUCACUUAGGGCAGUUUUGAGUUGAUAUGGAACAUUUUAUGUUGGUUGUUGUUUGUAUGAGUGAAAAGAGGGCAGAGUGACACAUGGCACACAUUUUUUUAUCAUUAUUUCAGAUCUACUACUGUGCAUUAGCUUGCUAUCCCUAGUCAUUAUUACCAGAAUUUGAUAUUUUUUGUUGUAAUGUGUUUGUUUCCCCCUAGUUUCUAAAAUGAAUCAAUCAGAAGGAUAUUGUGUGUUCAGUGUCUCAAAGUGGUUUCUUGUAUGCCAUGUAAAAGUGAUGGUGGGGUAAAUGCUGUAAAAUUUGUGUUUUGACAAGGUGGUUGUUGAACAAAUUGUUGUCGUAAUUUGGUUUUGCACUGUUACAUUGAUAUGCACUAACAGAAGAGAAACAUACCUCAUUUUAUACAGAACAUAAAUUGUGCAAGAGUGCUAUUGUUCUCUGGGUACCUUUUAAAAAAAACAACUGAAUAAUGGCCAAAAGAAUUAUCUGAAGGUGGUAGCGGAAGCUUAAGCCAGCUGAAUAAUAUUAAUUUGUAAAAGUAUGAAAGGGCUGUUUAAACAUUUUGGCUUAAAAGGAACGAGUACAUUUGUUAAAAAAUAGUACCACGUUAAUAGAACUUGCUGCAAUUUGAUAUAUUCAGAUUAGCGGUACACCUAUACCAGUACAAAGGCCUGAGUACCAGGACACGGCUCACAGACGAUGAGAAAGGAAUGAAUUACAGCAACAGAUGGAUGGCUGUUGAAUUGUUGAAUUGACGCGUUCGUCUACGAAGUACUGAAGAAAACACUGGUACUCGAACCAAUCAGCAAAAAAAUGGUGUAGGUGCACCCCUAAUUCAGGUAGUUACUUUUCCAGUCCAUCAUUUAACUACACAACUUUUCAAAUAUGCUCAGACUUUUACAACAAAACAGGGAAAAAAGGCUGCUUUAUAAGGCUUGAGUGUUGUCAUCUAUGUAGCAGAGGGAAAUGUUCAUUCUUAUUGUAUGAGACACACAUCCAGACUGCUGAACAAUCUAAAGGGAGACAUAUUCUUUAACACAAUAUCAAACUCCCAGAUUUUACUUUGUGGUGCAUGUAUAUUGUGGACUGAAGAGUUAUGCAGAGUAAAAAUUUUAGUAACUACCCCAAGAAUAUCAUUUCCACUGUACGGCCCAUUGUGUUUAUAGUUCACAUAAAACAUACAAGCGAAAGGAAGGCGUUUGUGAAUAAGGAAGGUUACUCAUUUGUGUUGAUUUCAAUGUUCAUCUAUUUACAUAAAUGACCAAAUAAUGUAUGUAGCCUUUCACAUUACAGUCACAUAAUGUAUCUGGUGAUAUAUAUAUAACAAAAUGCCUUAUAGACGAGGGACAUUCAACCUGAUUAGAAGUACCAGGAUAAUAAAAGAC
This is a messenger RNA of Morone saxatilis (striped sea-bass), 6086 nucleotides long. RefSeq names its product MINDY lysine 48 deubiquitinase 2 (gene mindy2). NCBI's taxonomy places the organism in Eukaryota, Metazoa, Chordata, Actinopteri, Moronidae. Bases 83 to 2071 code for a protein of 662 amino acids. Gene Ontology annotation, biological process: protein K48-linked deubiquitination. Gene Ontology annotation, molecular function: K48-linked deubiquitinase activity; cysteine-type carboxypeptidase activity; cysteine-type deubiquitinase activity. Gene Ontology annotation, cellular component: cell periphery; cytosol. The record is from RefSeq and is a predicted model, not a curated record. The transcript has 9 exons.